GUGACACCGGUUGGCGUCAGCAUCAUUAUGAAGAAAUUGUGUUUGCUUCUUUUGAUGGCACAUUUUGUGACUUCAAGCAGAGAUUCAAAUAAAAUUCUUGAUCGCGACGAAUGGAUUAACAUAGCCAAAGAGUACAUAAAGAAUCACAAGCCAUACAAGGCAAAAAUCUACGAGCCGUACAAACCCCAAAUAGUAAAUUUUACAAACCCAUUCGAAGGAGAUAUUUGGGACACAACCACAGUAGCAAGCAUUGCGGAAUCUACAACCCCCUCGGAUGAGGCGACGACUAAUUAUUUUACUGAGGAAAUAUCCAGCACAACAAGCAGUACUCAGGAUACAACGACAUUGCAGCCUGGAAUUUCAACUACAGAAUCCAUUUUUCUGAUAUCGGAAUCGCCUGAAACCACCACAAGAAUUUUGGAGACCACAACAUCAUGGACGGAAUUUCCGGAAUCAACUACCCAGUCUACCGAUUUUACAACAGAAUCAAGUGAAUCAACCACUGAAAUAUCUUCAGAAGAUCAGAGUACAACUGAAUCUAUGUUCGUAACAUCGGAAGCUCCUGAAACAACUACAAGUAUUUUGGAGUCAACUACAGAAGCUCCGGAAUCAAGAACCAUUUAUUCUACAACAACCAGUCCCGGAUCUUUAGAUUUUUCUACAGAAACAAAUCCAAGCAGUACAGAAUUUCCAGAAUCGACGACCUUCAUUGAGAAUUUAUCUACACCAUCUACAGGUAUUACAGAAAUUAGUCCAAUUACUACAACAUUGCCGGAAUCAACGACAAUCAUUGGAGAUUUCUCUACAGCAUCAACAACAUUGCCGGAUUCAACUACCCAAUAUAACGAUUUUACAACAGAAUCAUAUGAAUCAACCACUGAAAUUUCUUCAGAUGAUCAGAAUCAUAGUACAAAUGAACUAUUAUUAACCACUGAAAGCCAGGAAACCUCUACAUCUCUGCUGGAAAUCAUUAGCACCACUCCAGGCAUAGAAACUACAACCUCAUACCUUGAUACAGUGAUUGACAGCACAGAAGUGGAGAGUUCGACACCAUCUGGAUUUAAUUUGACAACUGAAAUAAUUCAAAGUCAAGAAGAAACCACAACUCCCAGUCGAAAAUAUUUCUUGGAGGAGUCUGUAAGACAUAGGCCAAGAAAAAUGAAGUAUACUUCAGACACAGAGCCCGAAAUUUACUGGUACUAA
Molecule: messenger RNA, 1203 nt
Organism: Drosophila subpulchrella
Lineage: Eukaryota; Metazoa; Arthropoda; Insecta; Diptera; Drosophilidae
Product: cell wall protein DAN4
Exons: 1
Coding region: 28-1203 (391 amino acids)
Source: RefSeq, a predicted model, not a curated record